AUGGAAGGCAUCAGUACUACUACUGACGAACGAAAAAAGCAUUUUGUUCUAGUACAUGGUGCAUGCCAUGGAGCCUGGUGCUGGUAUAAGCUCAUUCCCCUUCUUGAGGCUUCUGGCCACCGUGUUUCGGCCUUUGAUCUCUCUGCUGCCGGCACCAACACCAAAGAAAUACAACAAGUCAUCACAUUUGCUGACUAUACUGCCCCGUUGCUUGAAUUUAUGGCCGCCAUUCCCCCAGAAGAGAAGGUCGUGCUGGUGGGCCAUAGCGUUGGUGGUUUGAGCAUUGCUAUUGCCAUGGAAAUGUUCCCAACAAAGAUCUCUCUCGCUGUAUUCGUCACUGCCUUCAUGCCAGAUACCGUAAAUAGGCCUUCUUACGUUUUCGACCAGUGGUAUGCAAGUAUCCCUAAAGAAGAUUGGCUGGAUACAAGUUUCCUCCCUUAUACGAACGACCAAAACGAAUCCGACAUCAAGUUGCUUUUCGGGCAAAAGUUCUUCUUAAAUAUGUAUCAACUUGGCUCUGAUCAGGAUCGUGAAUUAGUAAAAAUAUUGGCUAGGCCAAUACCAUUGUUUCUAAAUGACCUGCCUAAGGCGCAACCAUUCACAGAAGAAGCAUACGGUUCUGUGAAGCGGGCUUUCAUCAUUUGUGACGAAGAUAAAACCAUUAAAGAAGAAUUCCAAAGAUGGAUGAUCAAGAAUAAUCCAGUGACCGAGAUGAAAGAGUUGAAAGGUGUGGAUCAUAUGCCCAUGAUAAGUGACCCAAAGGAGCUUAGUACUUCUCUCAUUAACAUAGCCCGUGGAUAUGAUUAG
Molecule: messenger RNA, 807 nt
Organism: Erigeron canadensis
Lineage: Eukaryota; Viridiplantae; Streptophyta; Magnoliopsida; Asterales; Asteraceae
Product: salicylic acid-binding protein 2-like
Exons: 3
Coding region: 1-807 (268 amino acids)
Biological process (GO): salicylic acid metabolic process; jasmonic acid metabolic process
Molecular function (GO): methyl indole-3-acetate esterase activity; methyl salicylate esterase activity; methyl jasmonate esterase activity
Source: RefSeq, a predicted model, not a curated record